Pestalotiopsis fici W106-1 is the source of this 1494-nucleotide messenger RNA. RefSeq lists its product as uncharacterized. The record is from RefSeq and is a predicted model, not a curated record. The transcript has a single exon. NCBI's taxonomy places the organism in Eukaryota, Fungi, Ascomycota, Sordariomycetes, Amphisphaeriales, Sporocadaceae. Gene Ontology annotation, molecular function: transcription cis-regulatory region binding; DNA-binding transcription factor activity. Gene Ontology annotation, cellular component: nucleus. Gene Ontology annotation, biological process: positive regulation of transcription by RNA polymerase II. The coding region runs from base 1 to 1494 and encodes 497 amino acids.
AUGGUGCUUGCAGAGGUCGAUGCAGUUCCAGGUGCAGAAAUCGUGCCAUCGUCUUUAUCAUCCUCGGCUUCCCCGCAUGGCUUUUCCUUGGACUCUCCGAUGAUUGGAACAGUCGAUGGCCUGUCCGACUACAGCUUGGUAGAAACACAAGAUAUGACAAAGUCUAUUCUCACUACCACCACUAAUAUCAAUCCGGAUAUGGUCACGUUUGCUACGCCAUUAUCAGCGUUUUUGUCACUAGAACCGACACUUCUUUAUUGUCCGAGUCCGUGGCCAGAUGACUUGCAAGCUUCUCCGAAACGACAAUUCUUAUGGAACUAUUUCCUGCACUCGCUGCAGAUGAAUGCUUUAUGCUUGGAUUUGGAAGACAUGCCAGACUUCCAAGAUCCAUUUAUUGCCACAAUUCCACAAAUGGCCCUCAGAAAUGCCACGCUCCGCGAAGCCGCUCUGUGCUUUAGUGCCUUUCAGUAUACAGCCCUACACGGACACUGGGACUUGAAUCGAACAAUGGGGGCUGCUUGGCGGAAGGCGUAUGAAGGGCUUCGCGCUCAGCUGGCUAUACGUCAAGCAGCCGACGGCUGGAGUUUCCUCUCCAUGAUAUCCGCCUGCUGUCUGUUGUAUUGGUGCGCUGCCGACCAGGGCGAGGAUUGCCUUCGACUGGCCACGAAGCUGGCCAUGGAGUUCCUCCAACAGCAGCAAGUGGAGCCUACCAUUCCUCGCACUUAUCAAGAUGUCAUCCUCACUGGCUUUCGCUGGACCAUGAUUGCGACGUUGUGCUCGCUGAAGCCGCCCUCGCGUCUGCUCAACGACAAGAUGAUUGAUGCCGUGGAAAUGGGCCAUCAUGAAGUUGAUGCAAACCAUUCACCGGCUUUCGCAAACUGGAUCAGCCAUCCUCUCUACGCAUUCUCGCCACGACUGGUCAAUCCUUUGCUCAGAAUGGGUCAUCUUGCCGAUAUGCAGCUCUUACGCCACAAGGACAAGAUACAUGGCUCCAAUGAUAGCACUACGGACCAGUUCGAACACGAACUCCUGGCUGUUGAGGAGACGUUGCUCCGGGCACGGGAAGCAGAUCUAAUGGCUACUAUAGCCCCUGGGUGUUUUACCAACCCCUCGUCUGUGGCGUCAUUGAAUGAAGCCAUGCACGCUGCAAGUUUUAUACUCUUUUAUACACGUUUUCGCGGGCUUCCAUUCACCGCACCAGUCAUCCGGCGGCAGGUGCGCACCGUCGUGAGCGAGAUCAGCAAGAUUCACGAGGACUCACGGGUUUCGUACGCCAUUGUUUUCCCCUUGUUUAUUGCUGCUUGUGAGGCGGUUGACCAAGAGGAUCGGCGAAUCAUUGAGAAUAGGCUGCGUGUGCCGAGAGGCCUGUUUGUUGACCGAGGCAACACCACGGCCGCGCUCCGCCAUAUUUGGGAAAUCAGAGAUCUCCAGCCUAGCCUUUUAUGGCCUGACUGGGUCAGCAAAGGUAUGAACAUUCUCGUGUCCGCCCAUUGA